GUUUGUCUGUGAUAAAACAUUAUCAAGCGAAAUGCAACGUAUGAUGGCAUAGCGAAUGUCCUACCUCAACAUAGCACAGUGAUUCUGUACCUCAACAGGAACGAUAAACUUGUAUGAUAUCCAAUCUCAUCGUACUAUGUAACUAGCCCAUGUUAUUGUCCUCUGAAGUUCGUAUCGAGUAAAGUUGAUAAGCAGCGUUCCGUCAGUCAACUAAACAGGAUAACACGAUGCACGUUCAUCCAGCGAGUUAAAUAUCAUGUCAAGUUGUUGCCGAGCCAUCUCUCAUCAGGUUUUUGUUACACCUUCAGCUCUGGCAUACAGCAGCAUUUGCAGCGGCACUCGUCGCGUUUCGAUUCCGUUUGGUUUGUUUUUGUUUAGUUUUAAUUCCAAUCUCAUGCGUCUACAAUUGCAUCACAAUCUAUCUCCCAUGCAAUACGUUAUUGGGGGCUUUCCUGGCCGUUGGCUUAUUGAAAGCUGCAGUAUACAUGUGAUGUGAGACUCAGCUUGUUGGUACAUUAUCCGCUUGUAGAGAUAGACUGCGACUGUUUUUAUCAUACUCAAUUCAUGAGAUUAGGAAGAGGUUCAGGUUCCAUUUGGAUCGGUGUGAUUCGCAUGGUAAGCAUUGUAUUCCUCGAAGUUUCGAACGUAUGCUUCUAGGGUAAUUAUUUCCAUCGCAAGGAUUCGAAAAGGGUGGUCUAAUCUGGAUGCCCAUGCUACAGUUUCAUGCUUUUUGUGAGGAAUUCAAACACAGCUGUUGAGAAUGAAUCUGUUAGUGCCAAAAUCUGUGAUAAAAAAAACCAUACAUUUGGCAUAUCUGUGGCCAUUUGCAACAAAGUGAUCCAUUGUGGACCACCCUUUCUUAUGUUGCAUAUUCAUUGGAUAAAUGGUUUCAACUUAGUUUGUGCGAUUAACGCCACAGUCAACGUCCGCUUAUAUCAUUCCAACAAAAGGAUUAGAUCUGUCUGUCUUAUGGGCUAUUGGCGUCCCUACAUUAAGCGGGUUCUUCUAAAAGGAAUCAUCUAUUCUUCGGGAAGCUUUUCUGCACUAGAGCUAUAAAAGUUGCUCUAAUUGUGGCUAUGUCUCAUUAAGUGUUUUGUGUUGAAGCUGAAAGGACGAGCAUUCUUGCUAAGGGUGUGAAAAUGCGGUUUCAUUGUGCGACGCUGAUGCUUCCAAAAGCAUUUCUCAUAAGCUUUGUCAUAACAGGAUGCAUAGAUUGCGUUCGAGCUGGUCGAGUUCGUGCUGACAAAAAGGAAGCUGAUAACCAAUAUUUUCACCUCAAUUCUCAGUCUGACACCUAUCACUUUGGCUACCAAGUGAACCCAGACGGCAACUUUCACCAUGAGCGUCGCGACCAGGAAGGCGUAACUUACGGUUGUUACGGCUACAUCAACUCCAGUGGAAAGCUUUUCGUGACCCAUUAUGUAGCAGAUCGAAGAGGCUACCGCGUAGUGGAACCCAAUAAACCCCUCUACGUGUACUUGACCGAUCGCAUAUCGUGGCAAGCGUUUCUUCUUCCCAAAGGAUGUGGACGACCUUCUGCGUCAAAUUCAAAUCAACCUGGACCGGAGCUCAUUUACAAACCCCAGAGUGCCGUCAGUACGACAACCAAGCGACCCACAACGACUAACUCGAUGAGCACCACAACCAGGAACCCUUCUCCUGUAUGUCCGUGCUCACAAACAACCACGAAGAAGCCAUCGCCAGCCACGGUUCUCACGCCCAAGCCUCCAUCAACAACUACCAUGCGGUCUACAACGGUAUCAAAAACAACUCCUUCCACUACUAGUUAUACUAGUACUACACCUAUUCCAUCUACGUUGCCUCCAUCAAAGCCAGUGCCUACCCUCAUAGAUGUAGACGCGGAUGUUAACAUUUUGAAUCUACCAAAAUCGAACGUUUCUACAUCCGAUGACUUCAUCAACGAUAAGGCACACUCGGAAACGAACGCUACAGCUCCUUAUUUCUACUACGUUCCCUACAAACAUCACCUAGCGCCACCUCCGGGCGUUCCAUCGACUGCACCCCCAGGAAGUUGCAACUCCCACUACGGUCACCUUGGAUUGGCACCGGUAAUUUUCGUUCCGAUUAAUGCGGCCAAAUCUCUAGGGCUGGUAGCGGAAGCUGACGGGAUUCCUCUACGAAUGUUCGCUAAUGACAGCGGUGGAAAUUUGACUCUUACGGAAGUGCUGGACGAGGAGGGCACAGUGAUAAAGUUGGAUUAUUCCAAUAACGUGUUCCAGGGAAUUGUGAACGGUGGCGAUUUCGAUUCAUUGAAGUAUGCAAAUAAACUGUGAUAUGGCUUAUAAAAUUUCGUUGGGAUGGAGCGCAUCCCAAUGCACUCCAAGAUUUUCAACAGAUAGUUGUUAAGCAAAAACAAUUUACAGACUUAGAUAGUUGAUAGAAUAAAAACAUUAAUCCACGAAAGUGUUCGUUUUGCUCCGAUACCUUUUUACCAGCUAUGUUUUCAUCCCAUUUUUCUAACUCUGGGUAAUAAAAAAGCAAGUAAAAACUGAGGGAUAUUGAAAUCUAUUGUCAUUCCAUUGUAUUAUAAUAAACAUUUGCUAAAUGUGUCCAUUAUGCCAUUAUUCCCCCUUCUACUGUUAUCUAUAGAAAUUCUGUUCGGAUUUUCUUCCGGUCUUCACCAUUUGUAUCUCAAAAAGUUUUUUUUUUUUAUUUUUUUAAUUUAAAAUUUUAUUUAAUUUAAUUUUUUUAAUUUUUUCUUUAAAACUGCGAACCGUUUGCGCGAUAGAGUCCCAUGGUCUCCAAUCACAACAUUUGAAAAUACUAUUUAGCAAUCGGUGAAAAAUAUUUGCCAUUCGUGCCUUUGUGGUUGGUUUUCAGAUUUCGUCAUAUCAUUUGAGGCAAUGAUACACGACAGAAUGACAGAAUGGAACGCGAAUUUGAUUGAUGGAUCAUUCUCUUUAUUCAUUUUACGACAAAGUGGUGUGGUACCCCGCUUUUCAAACCUUGUUCCAUUAUUUCACAUGAACCAGCCGUUACCAGUACCGAGAAUGCUUUUCACACAUUUUUGGCCACGGCUUACCGUACAAUUUCACGUUCGGUAAUGAAUGGCGCUAUUUUUAACCCAAAAACGAAAACACCUGAUGUGAUUUUUAUUGCUCGCGGUGGGAUCCGCAAAUUGCCUCUUAUAUUUAUUCUGAACAAAGUUCUCUCUCUUGCUAUAAUUUCCAUACAUCACUUAAUUUCCGCUCGUACGUCAAUAUAAUUUAAAUAUCAAAUAGUUACCACAGUCUAGCGAUGACGGCGGCGAUACAGUUUCGUCGUUCGUCAUCUUAA
Molecule: messenger RNA, 3297 nt
Organism: Aedes aegypti (yellow fever mosquito)
Lineage: Eukaryota; Metazoa; Arthropoda; Insecta; Diptera; Culicidae
Product: mucin-2
Exons: 4
Coding region: 1140-2294 (384 amino acids)
Cellular component (GO): chitin-based extracellular matrix
Molecular function (GO): structural constituent of chitin-based larval cuticle
Source: RefSeq, a predicted model, not a curated record